Molecule: messenger RNA, 8842 nt
Organism: Ipomoea nil (Japanese morning glory)
Lineage: Eukaryota; Viridiplantae; Streptophyta; Magnoliopsida; Solanales; Convolvulaceae
Product: protein SABRE
Exons: 23
Coding region: 383-8320 (2645 amino acids)
Source: RefSeq, a predicted model, not a curated record
ACGACAGUGGACACUGGACAGGUCGACAGCGCGACCGCACGACUACGAAUCAGCGUAUGCAUCCACUCUCACCCGAUCCAAAGCUCUCACUUCUUCUCCUGUACACUGUAACACACCCAGGCCUUGAUCCUCGAGAACACAUGUCUUUCCAGAUCGACGUCCGAUUCUUUAUCUCCACCUCUCGGCAAUUUCCCCCUAAAUUCUCUCAUCCUCAAAGCUACUAAACCUCCACAAAUUCACUAUCGAUGCUCUCCAGUCAACUACACGCAUGAUUUUUGUGAUUUUCAUCUCAUCACUAGGGCACUCCAUCAUCAUCAGCAGAAUGCUGUCGCAUUGACUUCCUCUCCCUGACGCUCGACGAUCGACGCCUCUGCCGCCGGGAAUGGCGGUUUCUCCGGCAAACUUCCUGUUCGGCUUCCUCUUCCUUUCCAUCCUCUUAUGGCUUCUCUUGACAUUUGCAUCUGGGUUAAUAGCUUGGAUUUUGAGCCGAGUUCUGGGAGCAUCUGUUGGAUUUCGUGUUGCUGGAUGGAAAUGUUUGAGAGAUGUUGUGGUGAAAUUUAAAAAGGGUGCUGUUGAGAGCAUUUCCAUUGGUGAAAUCAGAUUAAGUCUACGGCAAUCAUUAGUUAAACUUGGGGUUGGCUUUUUAUCCAGGGAUCCAAAAUUGCAGGUGCUAAUAAGUGAUUUGGAAAUUGUUAUGAGAAAUUCAAGCAAAAGCUCUCGGUCCUCUCAAAAAACAAGGUCUCAGUCAUCUCAGAGAACCCGCAAGUCAGGAAGAGGAAAGUGGAUGGUUGUGGCUAAUAUGGCAAGAUUUUUGUCAGUUUCUGUGACUGAGUUAGCUAUCAGAACACCCAAAGCUGCUGUGGAGGUGAAAGAACUGACCCUAGAUAUAUCAAAAGAUGGUGGAUCUAAGCCAGCUUUGUUUGUGAAGUUGAACCUUGUUCCUGUCCUUGUACACUUAGGUGAUACACGAAUCAGCUACGACCAGUCAUCAGUUUAUGGUGAACCUUUUCCACUCCAGCAGACAUUACUAUCUGUGACAGAGAGGACAUCUGCCCCUUUUAUCUGUGAAGAAUUUUCUGUUAUGUGCGAGUUUGGUCAUGAAAGGGAAGUGGGAGUGGUAGUUAAAAAUGUCGAUCUCAGAAGUGGAGAAGUUUUUGUAAAUCUCAAUGAGGAGCUGUUACUUAAAAGGAAAAGCUCUGCAGAGGCUGUUUUUCAAGCUCAGGAAGUCAUGGGAACCUUGGAGGCUGGGGCUGCUGAAAAGCCACAGAAAAAGCCAGCAGUACUGGGUAUCAGUAAAUAUGCCUCUAUGCUUCCAGAAAAGCUUAGCUUCAAUCUACCCAAAUUGGACAUGAAAUUUGUCCAUCGUGGAGAAGGUCUUCUGGUGGAGAAUAACAUCAUGGGCAUUCAACUCAAAGGCUCAAAAUCUCGAUCAAUUGAAGAUGUGGGAGAGAGUACACGGCUUGAUUUGCAGAUGGAAUUUAGUGAAAUUCAUCUACUCAGGGAGGCUGGUAUUUCUGUUAUGGAAAUAUUGAAACUGGAUGUUGUCUCGUCAGUUCAUAUUCCACGUCAGCCUACCUCACCUAUUGGGUUUGAAGUUGAAGUCAAGCUUGGAGGUACUCAGAGCAAUCUAAUUCUAACCAGAUUAACUCCGUGGAUGGGCCUUCUUGCCUUGAGGAAAAAGAAAGUGGUAGUUGAAAAUGGUGGUUCUACUUCUGAAAGCCCAAAGUCUUCUGGACAUAAAGCCAUUAUGUGGACAUGCACUGUCUCUGCCCCAGAGAUGACAAUUGUUCUUUAUGAUAUGAGUGGGUCACCGUUGUACCAUGGUUGUUCACAAUCAUCACAUGUCUUUGCCAACAACAUAUCAAGUACGGGCACAGAAGUACAUAUGGAACUUGGUGAAUUCAAUCUGCACAUGUCUGAUGAAUAUCAAGAAUGCUUGAAGGAGAGCCUGUUUGGAGUGGAAACAAAUACAGAAUCAUUAAUGCAUGUUGCUAAGAUUAGUGUUGAUUGGGGCAGAAAGGAUACAGAUUUGCCUGAAGAUGGUAUCAACUGUAAAUUGGUUCUAUCCAUGGAUGUAACUGGCAUGGGAGUAUUUAUGAACUUCAGGCGCCUUGAAUCACUAAUAUCAGCAGCCUUUUCCUUCAAAUCAUUAAUAAGAAGUUUGUCUGCUUCUAGUAAGAAACCAACACAUAACAGGAGUACAAAAUUGUCCAAGCCAUCCGGAAAGGGGAUUCAAGUCAUAAGAUUUAAUCUUGAAAGAUGUUCUUUAAAUUUCAGUGGAGAUGCUGGCUUAGAAAAUGCAGUUGUUGCAGACCCCAAACGUGUUAAUUAUGGGUCCCACGGUGGGGUAGUUUUGAUUAAUGUCUCUGCAGAUGGUACUCCCCGAACAGCAAGUAUACAGUCUACAACCUCAGAUGAAUCAAAGAAACUGAAGUAUUCAGUUUCCCUUGAUGUCUCCCAUCUCAGCAUUUGCAUAAACAAGGAGAAACAGUCCACACAGAUGGAGCUUGAAAGAGCCAGAUCUAUCUAUCGAGAAUUUUUGGAAGAAAAUAAUCCUGGAACUGAAGUUACAUUGCUUGACUUGCAAAAUGCAAAGUUUGUGAGGCGAUCUGGUGGUCUUAAAGACAUUGCAGUUUGCUCUCUCUUUAGUGCUACUGAUAUGACAUUCAGAUGGGAACCAGAUUUGCAUAUAGCGUUAUUUGAACUUGGUUUGCAGUUGAAGUUAAUGGUCCACCAGCAUAAGCUUCAAGAAUCUAGGAAAGAAGUGAUGAAUGAUAAUGAGCUGAAGAAAGAGAAAUCUGCAGAAUCGGUAGAGCUUGUGAAACAGCACAAGAAAAGGGAAUCCAUUUUUGCAAUUGAUGUUGAAAUGCUUAAUAUAUCUGCUGAAGUUGGGGAUGGAGUUGAAACCACUAUUCAGGUCCAGUCCAUCUUUUCUGAAAAUGCACGAAUAGGUGUGCUUCUUGAAGGGCUCACACUCCAUUUCAACAAUGCAAGAAUAUUUAGAAGCAGCAGGAUGCAAAUUUCUCGGAUUCCUAAUGCUUCUAGCAUUGCAUCAAAUUCCAAAACUGAGAGAGAAUGGGACUGGGUAAUUCAAGCCCUUGAUGUUCACAUUUGCAUGCCUUACAGGUUACAGUUGCGUGCCAUUGAUGAUUCUGUUGAGGAAAUGAUUCGAGCUCUAAAGCUCAUUACUUCUGCUAAAACUAAACUUAUGUUUCCAAACAAGGAAGAUAAUACAAAACCUAAAAAAUCCAGGUCAUCAAAGGUUGGACGUGUAAGAUUUUGCAUACGUGAACUAACUGCUUAUAUUGAAGAAGAGCCAAUCCAGGGUUGGCUUGAUGAACAUUAUCAGUUGCUGAAGAAUGAGGCUAGUGAAUUAGCUGUGCGAUUGAACUUUCUUGAUGAACUUGUCUCCAGAUGUGGUCCAUCUUCUGGUGCUACUGAGCAAAAUGCUUCUAUUCUGGAAGGCAAGUUUCUAUUUAAUGGAGAAGAGAUUGAUGUGCAGGACACUUCUGCAGUUCAAAAACUGCGAGAGGAGAUCUAUAGGAAAUCAUUCCGGUCAUACUACCAGGCAUGUAAAAAUCUUAAGCCAUCACAAGGAUCAGGGGCUUGCAGCGAAGGAUUUCAAGCUGGUUUUACGCCUAGUACUUCCAGGACUUCUCUUUUUUCAGUUUGUGCUACAGAAUUAGAUGUAAGCUUGACAAGAAUUGAAGGAGGUGAAACUGGUAUAAUUGAGCUUCUGCAGAAGCUUGAUCCUAUAUGUCAGGCACAAAACAUCCCAUUCUCUCGGCUAUAUGGUAGUAAUAUCAAUUUAUGUGCAGGCUCUCUUACUGUACGAAUAAGAAAUUACACUUAUCCAUUAUUUGCUGCAACUUCUGGAAAAUGUGAAGGUCGCCUUGUGCUUGCUCAGCAGGCAACAUGUUUUCAGCCUCAAGUUUUCAAAAAUGUCUUCAUUGGGAGGUGGAGGAAGGUCAGUCUGCUUCGUUCAGCAAGUGGCACAACUCCACCAAUGAAAACAUAUUCUGAUUUGCCCCUAUAUUUUCAAAAAGCAGAAAUUUCCUAUGGUGUUGGUUUUGAGCCGUCAUUUACGGAUAUCAGUUAUGCUUUUACUGUGGCACUUCGCAGGGCCAAUUUAAGUACUAGGGAUCCAAACCCUGAUCCUCCUCCACCGAAAAAGGAAAAGAGCUUGCCAUGGUGGGAUGAAAUGAGAAACUAUAUGCAUGGGAACAUCACUCUAUACUUCUCUGAAGCCAAAUGGACUGUUCUUGCAACAACUGAUCCCUAUGAAAUGUCUGACAAGCUUCAGAUCAUAUCAGGUUAUAUGGAACUGCAACAGUCUGAUGGUCGUGUUUAUGUUUCAGCAAAGGAUUUCAAGAUUAUAAUAAGCAGUUUGGAGAGCAUACUAAAAAACUCAAGUGUAAAACCUCCAACUGGUUUUUCUUGUACACUCAUAGAGGCCCCUGUUUUCAGUGUUGAAGUUACCAUGGAAUGGGAGUGUGAAUCUGGAAAUUCCCUAAACCAUUAUUUGUUUGCUCUUCCAAAAGAACUUGUUCCUCGUGAAAAGGUUUAUGAUCCGUUUAGGUCCACUGUUUUGUCCCUACGUUGGAAUCUGUUGCUUAGGCCUGCUCUUCCUCCUUGCUAUGGCCAGUCAGAAUUAUCAUCCAUGUCUGAUCAGCAUGUCCUUGAUGGAGCUGCCUAUGGUUCAAAUACACCCUCAAUUGAUUUCCCAACACUCAAUCUUGGUCCUCAUGAUUUAGCAUGGCUAAUCAAAUUCUGGAACUUAAAUUAUGCUCCUCCUCAGAAAAUUCGGUCAUUUUCUAGGUGGCCACGUUUUGGAGUCCCAAGAGUUCCUAGAUCUGGGAAUCUGUCACUAGACAAGGUAAUGACAGAAUUCAUGUUUAGGGUUGAUGCAACUCCAGCAUGCAUCAAUCACAUGCCUCUAGAAAAUGAUGAUCCAGCCAAGGGAUUGACAUUUAAGAUGACAAAGCUGAAAUAUGAACUUUAUUAUGGUCGAGGAAAGCAAAAAUUCACAUUCGAAAGCAAACGUGGUCCACUUGAUCUUGUGUAUCAGGGUCUUGACCUUCACAUGCCCAAAGCAUUUAUUAAUAGGGAAGAUUGCACUAGUGUCUCCCAAGCAGUUCAAAUGACUAGGAAAACUUCACAAUCUGGAUCAAUGGAAAGGGCUAGGAAUGUGAAAAGCAGCAGUAUGGUGAGUGGCAGCACAGAACGACAUCGUGAUGAUGGUUUUCUUUUAUCAUCUGAUUACUUUACAAUCAGGAGGCAAUCUCCAAAGGCUGAUCCUGAAAGGUUAUUGGCAUGGCAAGAAUCUGACAGAAGAAAUGUUGAGGUGACUUAUGUGAGGUCUGAGUUUGAAAAUGAUAGCGAAAGCGAUGACCAUGCAAGAUCUGAGCUAAGUGAUGAUGAUGGAUAUAAUGUAGUGAUUGCAGAUAAUUGUCAGCGCAUAUUUAUUUAUGGUCUUAAACUUUUGUGGACUAUUGAGAAUAGAGAUGCUGUCUGGUCUUGGGUUGGUGGAUUAUCUAAAGCUUUUCAACCUCCAAAGCCAUCUCCUUCUCGGCAAUAUGCUCACAGAAAGUUGCUUGAGGAGAAUAAGAUGGCCGACAAAUCUGAGAUGUCUCAAGAUGAUAAUCGGAAGUCUCCUCCUAGUCAUGGUGUGAAUUCUUCAUCUCCACAACAUUCAGGGACAUCAGGAUCACAAUUGCGGUCAUCUCCUUCUAAUUCAGUUAAAGUUGAGGCUUCUUUUUUUAAUGAAACUGCAAAAUUUGGUAGCACUGAAGAGUCUGAGGGGGAGGGGACCCGUCAUUUCAUGGUGAAUGUCAUUGAACCACAAUUCAAUCUUCACUCAGAAGAUGCAAAUGGUAGAUUUUUGCUUGCAGCUGUUAGUGGCCGUGUUUUAGCUCGUUCAUUCCAUUCAGUUCUUCAUAUUGGGCAUGAGAUAAUUGAACAGGCACUUGGUGGAGGGAAUGUUCAGAUCCCUGAAUCUCAACCAGAAUUGACAUGGAACCGCAUGGAGUUCACCAUGAUGUUAGAGCAUGUGCAGGCUCACGUUGCUCCAACUGAUGUAGAUCCAGGGGCUGGACUUCAGUGGCUUCCCAAAAUCCGUAAAAGCUCACCAAAAGUGAAAAGAACUGGGGCAUUACUUGAAAGAGUAUUUAUGCCUUGUGAUAUGUAUUUCCGGUAUACAAGGUAUAAAGGUGGUACUCCUGACUUGAAGGUGAAGCCCUUAAAAGAGCUUUCUUUCAAUUCUCAUAAUAUUACAGCAACAAUGACAUCUCGCCAAUUUCAAGUCAUGCUGGAUGUUUUAACCAAUCUCCUAUUUGCUCGACUUCCAAAGCCUCGAAAAGUUAGUCUAUCAUAUCCAACUGAUGAUGAUGAAGAUGUUGAAGAGGAGGCAGAUGAAGUUGUUCCUGAUGGUGUUGAAGAGGUAGAACUAGCUAGGAUCAACCUUGAAGAAAAGGAACGUUUCCAAAAGUUAAUCCUGGAUGACAUCAGGAAGUUGUCUCUUUGUAAUGAUGUUUCUGUAGAAGUUUAUUCGGAAAAGGAUCGUGAUCCAUGGAUGGUAACUGGUGGAAGGUCCAUAUUGGUAAAAAAAUUAAAAAAGGAGCUAAUUAGUGCACAAAAAUCUAGAAAAGCUGCAUCUGCUUCUCUAAGGAUGGCCCUGCAGAAGGCUGCACAGCAACGGUUGACAGAGAAAGAAAAGAACAAAAGUCCUUCAUGUGCUAUGCACAUUUCUUUGCAGAUUAAUAAAGUUGUCUGGAGCAUGCUUGUAGAUGGUAAAUCUUUUGCAGAAGCAGAGAUAAAUGACAUGAUAUAUGAUUUUGACAGGGAUUACAAAGAUGUUGGUGUUGCUCGGUUUACAACAAAAUACUUUGUUGUAAGAAACUGUCUGCCCAAUGCCAAGUCUGAUAUGCUUCUUUCAGCCUGGAACCCUCCUCCUGAAUGGGGAAAAAAAGUUAUGCUUCGUGUAGAUGCAAAACAGGGAGCUCCUAAAGAUGGUAACUGUCCUCUUGAACUCUUCCAGGUGGACAUCUACCCCUUGAAAAUACACUUGACUGAGACUAUGUACAGAAUGAUGUGGGAAUACUUUUUCCCAGAAGAAGAACAAGACUCCCAGCGACGACAGGAAGUUUGGAUUUCAACUACAGCUGGUUCAAGGCGUGCAAAGAAAGGUUCAUCAGCACAUGAAGUUCCAGUUUCUAGUAGCCAUUUAGCUAAAGAUUCUCAGGUGUUGUAUAAAUCAAACACCUCUGUACUACCAAUUACAUGUGGAACUUCUCAGUCUUCAUCUGCUGAUGCCUCUGAAGCAUCAAAGUUGCAGAACUUGAAUACAAAUAUUGUUUCUGGUGCAACUUCGCAAAUACGACGAACAUCUUCCUUUGAUAGAACAUGGGAGGAAACUGUUGCUGAAUCUGUUGCUAAUGAACUUGUGAAAGCUCAUUGUUCGGACGCAUCUUCAGCAAAAGGUGAGGCUUUGGCAUCUAUGGAGCAGCCAGAUGAAGCCUCUAGAAAUAAAUCCAAAGACUCCAAACUUAUUAAAUCUGGGCGCUCCUCUCAUGAAGAGAAAAAGGUAGGAAAGGCAAAUGAUGAAAAAAGAUCUAGGCCUCGAAGAAUGAGAGAGUUCCACAAUAUUAAGAUAAGUCAGGUUGAGUUACUAGUGACAUAUGAAGGAUCAAGAUUUGCUGUAAGUGAUCUAAGAUUGCUGAUGGAUACAUUCCAUCGUCCUGAAUUUACUGGAACCUGGAGGAGGCUAUUCUCACGAGUUAAGAAGCAUAUCAUAUGGGGAGUCUUAAAAUCUGUCACAGGAAUGCAGGGCAAGAAGUUUAAAGAUAAAGCUCAUGGUCAAAAAGAAGCUGGUGCAACUGGAGUUCCCAACAUUGAUCUUAAUCUCAGUGAUAGUGAUGGAGGUUCAGCUGAAAAAUCUGAGCAGUACCCAUUAACCUGGCCCAAGCGAUCAAGUGAUGGGGCAGGCGAUCGGUUUGUGACCUCCGUAAGGGGCCUUUUCAAUUCACAGCGCCGUAAGGCAAAGAAUUUUGUUCUACGAACAAUGAGAGGUGAAGCAGAAAAUGAUUUACAUGGUGGUGAGUGGAGUGACAGUGAGGCAGAGUUUCCACCCUUUGCCAGACAAUUGACAAUAACAAAAGCCAAGAAAUUGAUUAGGCGGCACACAAAAAAAUUCCGCACAAGAGGGCAAAAAGGCUUGUCUUCUUCUCAGCAAAGAGAAUCUGUCCCCUCAUCUCCAAGGGACACACCGUUCUGUAGUGAUUUUUCAAGCGGAUCCUCCCCUUAUGAGGAUUUCAAUGAAUAGCACAGAUGUUAUGAGAUCUCUAAAUUCCGGGAAUGCUGCAGUGCGAAGGGGACCCACACUUGUCCAUACUGCCCCGCCCCACCCCAUCGUUGCAACUCAACUCCUGUCAAUCCCUAUAGGCCAGGGGCCGUCUCCAAAUAAACGUAAAAACAAGGAGAAAGAAAGAAGCAACCUGUAAGUGGUAAAUGAACUAUUUAAGAGCUACAGUACAUUUUACUUUGAUAGUAUAUAAUAGUAGAGUGAGAUGGACUCAGAUACUUGAGUCCCUAAUUUUUGUAAACGCAAUGGGUUAAAAUUUAGCCGGAAGCCCGAGUGGAAUGGAUGUGUACAUGAGAAAUUGCAAUAAAAAGAAAAAUCUUCUAUUUUUCUGGUGUACAGUCCAUUUCUCGCAUUCAUUCUCUGGCUCUUGUGAAUAUGUAUACUCAGUACUGGGCAGACUAGCCAGUAGCCAGGCCAUAUUUCUCCCUUGAUAUUCACAUAAUCGCAGCUAUAAUGGAAGAAUUCAAAUAUUCAAUCUUUGUU